CCGCCGCGGUCUGAGGAAUGUCAACUAUUCAACAUGGAGGCGGAGGUCGAUAAGCUGGAAUUGAUGUUUCAGAAAGCUGACUCUGAUUUGGAUUACAUUCAAUACAGGCUGGAGUAUGAAAUCAAGACUAACCAUCCUGACUCUGCAGGCGAGAAAAAUCCAGUUACACUUUUAAAGGAAUUGUCAGCAAUAAAGUCUCGACAUCAAGCUUUGUAUGCACGCUUUAAACCAGUUUCUGUUGAGCAAAAAGAGACUAAGAGCCGCAUUUGUGCUACUUUGAAUAAGACAAUGACGAUGAUACAAGAACUACAAAAGCAAACAGACCUGGAGCUAUCACUACUGACAGAAGACGAGAAAGCUGUGGCAGAACAGUUAACAUCUCACAUGCCAGACUUAAUGAAGAAAUGAGAUUAAAGAAGGAAGCUCUAAUAAAGAUUAUUUCCAAAGAAAUUCA
Molecule: messenger RNA, 454 nt
Organism: Jaculus jaculus (lesser Egyptian jerboa)
Lineage: Eukaryota; Metazoa; Chordata; Mammalia; Rodentia; Dipodidae
Product: spindle and kinetochore-associated protein 2
Exons: 1
Coding region: 34-408 (124 amino acids)
Biological process (GO): cell division; chromosome segregation; mitotic cell cycle
Cellular component (GO): spindle microtubule; outer kinetochore
Molecular function (GO): microtubule binding
Source: RefSeq, a predicted model, not a curated record